AUGCAGCCCAGGCAGCUACCAAACCUUCAGGAUGCCAUGAAGAUCGACUGGGACGACUGGAAGAGCUGGGAGUGGAUGCAGCCUGGCUGGAAGGGGGUGAAGAUGCACUCGCAGUGUGUCAUCAACGCGGAUGGAUCUGCUGAGAUUCGUAGUGUCUUGCUCUUACCAGCCUCAGCACUAGAAGCAAAAGAUUGGUCAGAAUCAUAG
This is a messenger RNA of Symbiodinium pilosum, 207 nucleotides long. NCBI's taxonomy places the organism in Eukaryota, Dinophyceae, Suessiales, Symbiodiniaceae. The record is from the annotation of a GenBank genome assembly.